UUUUCCUUGCUCUUCUGGUUCUCUUGUCUUUUUCUGUCAUUGAAGCCCGUGCACAUUUUUAAAAAUUAUGAAGAUAUCAAACAUAACUCUGUUAAUACUCGCAUACCUUGCAACCGCUGCGCUUGGUAAAGGUGGCGGCGGAGGAGGUCGUGGUGGAGGAGGUCGUGGCGGAGGAGGUCGCGGUGGAGGAGGUCGCGGUGGAGGAUCUUCUGGUGGAAGCCGUGGCGGCGGCUCGUCUGCGGGCCGUGGCUCCAGCACUGCAUCAGGUCGAUAUGGCAACAGCAAUGGAGGUAGACCUGCCAUGACACAACCUGGCGCAGCAGUUGGUACCAGAGCAGGCAGUUACAGUUACCCUGCUGGAAGUACGUCGUAUCCAAAAGGCGGGUAUGGUGGAUUUGCAGGCAGUCCUCCGCCAUAUAGUUAUGCUAACACACGAACCAGCUAUACGAGAUAUCCAACAACAUAUACUGGCGGCUAUGGUGGCGGCACACGAAGUGGAUGGGUAGGCGGCUAUAAUCCAGGACUCAUCUACUGGUCUAUUAUUCCUGCGUGGGCAUUUAUCGGCUAUUACGGCGCUUAUCAUCGUUUCAACCAAGACGACGGUGCUUACUACGCACCCGAAAUUUCUGCUGCUUCUUCAGGCUCGUACGCAGUCUUGAACGGCACCGAAAACACUAGCGAUGAAGACAAUUAUUAUUACACGUUCAACAUGACCACCGCUUACUCGUACCCCAUGGCCGAUCAUGGUUUUAACCCUGCCAACUUUGCAUACCGACUCGCAUUUGCUCACAUUGUUGAAUUUAACGAUGCCAACCAAAACGGUUUUUAUGACGACAAUGAAGCCAUAGUGUCAGCCGUGUCUUUAGACAAUGUGGCAUGGGACAACAUUUCCGUUAGCAAUCAGACGUCUCCUGCUAAUGCGUCCUUGUGGUACUAUGAAUUCGCUACUGUCGGUCGCAAUUUGACGCAUACACGCACCCAACAACCCUUUGACGCUUAUCUGACCUGGCGCUCGACGAAUCUGCAAGUCAACAUGACCGAAGGUGUGCCUCUGCAGCCCAAUUCUUUACAGUAUAAUUUGACCCUUGCCAACUACCCAGCCUUGGCGAAUAGCACGCAUCGUUUGGCCAUUGCUCAGAUCUUGACGACCCAAGACGAUACAUCGAUUUUCCAGGAUGUCAAUACCACGACACCCAUCGAUGUUGCUAACCAAAUCAAGACCAAUCAGACCUACGGUAUGUCGCUAGGCGACUAUUCCCAAGGACGUCUUGAAUAUGAACCAACAUUUAAUAUCACCGAAGUCACCAAUCCUCCUACUCAAGCCGGUAUACCAUCGGAUGCUAAUACUAACAGCUGGAUUUGGGGCGAUCAGGCUGCUACUCGAAAACAGCACUUGCUUUUCAUCUCGAUUCCACCAAGCAACACCAACGGCACACCCAACCCUCGAUUGACAGGCUUCAGUUUCUUAGAUACGAACGUUAUGAAUGCCAUGGCGUUUGAAAACCUUGACUCGGCCUCGCCCAAGCUGAAGCUGUCCAUGAUGAUGUCUUUGGUCACGGUGUUUGCAGCAUAUGCACUUUUUUUGUAAAAAGAAGUCGACGCCAUCAACGAAAAUAUUAUAUUAUAAAUAUCAUUCUCCCGCUUGUUUUCUUCUUUUAUCUAUAUAAGUUCUAUUUCCACUGAUAAAUAGUCAUUUUUAGUAUGUAGAAAGUAACCCUUACCUCUUCCUUCUCUUGUAACUUUUUUAAAAUAUAUAUUUUUACUAUGACUUCAGAA
Molecule: messenger RNA, 1776 nt
Organism: Zychaea mexicana
Lineage: Eukaryota; Fungi; Mucoromycota; Mucoromycetes; Mucorales; Lichtheimiaceae
Exons: 5
Coding region: 68-1588 (506 amino acids)
Source: RefSeq, a predicted model, not a curated record